AUGUCCCCCACAGACAGUGCUUCAUGGCAAAAGUGGCGCUGGGAUCCUAACCACGACACUCCGCGCGACCUCACAGGCUACGGCCCAACUCCACCUAACCCCCACUGGCCGAACGAUGCCAAAGUCGCCAUCUCGUUCGUCAUCAACUAUGAAGAGGGUGGCGAGUAUUCCGUCUUGAACGGCGAUAGCCACUCUGAAACCUACCUCACGGAAACCCCAGGCGGAGACGCUCGCCACGAAGCCCGGAAUACCAACGCCGAAAGCAUCUAUGACUAUGGCGCCCGGGCCGGAAUCUGGAGAUUGCUGAGAGUAUUUGAGCAAGCUCGUAUGAAAGGAACCGUGUAUGGGGUUGGUAAGGCGCUUGAAGCUAACCCCGAAGCGACGAAGCGAUUCCUGGCGGCUGAGUGGGAGAUGGGGAGCCAUGGCUGGCGGUGGAUUGAUUACCACGACAUGUCUGAAAGUGAUGAGCGGGUGGAAAUCGAGAAAUGCAUUGACUUGUCGAUUCAGCAAGCUGGUCGAGCACCUACAGGGUGGUAUGUUGGUCGGCUUUCGCCACGCUCGCAUGCUCUCAUCUACCAGAUAUACAAAGACCGUGGCUUAGAGUUGCUCUGGAUCUCCGACUCGUACGCGGACGACCUACCAUACUAUCAACCUCUUCCAGCCACAGUCGCUGCCAAAUACGGCAAGGACGAAGCGCUCUUGAUCCUACCGUAUACGCUGGACUGCAACGACUUCAAAUAUUUCACUAACAACAAUUGGUCGUCGCCAGACGACUUGCUGAAUUACCUCAUAGGCGCCUUUGACGAGCUCUAUGCGGAAGGGAGGGCGGGCGAGCCAAAGAUGAUGUCGAUCGGCCUUCAUGCUCGCAUCAGCGGCCGGCCAGGUAGGGUCGGCGCAGUGAGGAAGUUUGUGGAUUACGUGAGCAGCAAAGAAGGAGUGUGGGUAGCGACCAGGGAGGAGAUCGCAAGACAUUGGCGGAGAGAGCACACUUACCAGCCAGCCUCGUGA
Molecule: messenger RNA, 1008 nt
Organism: Baudoinia panamericana UAMH 10762
Lineage: Eukaryota; Fungi; Ascomycota; Dothideomycetes; Mycosphaerellales; Teratosphaeriaceae
Product: carbohydrate esterase family 4 protein
Exons: 1
Coding region: 1-1008 (335 amino acids)
Biological process (GO): carbohydrate metabolic process
Molecular function (GO): hydrolase activity, acting on carbon-nitrogen (but not peptide) bonds
Source: RefSeq, a predicted model, not a curated record